UUCGUCGUUGAGAGCAAUAGCGAUGGUCGUUGGCGUCGAGUGGUCGGUCACGCUUCCGGACGGUUUCGCGGUCCGCGUCCAGAAAGACAUGCUGGAGCUUGUCCACGAGUACUCGGACAGCUCGCCCGAGACGCGCGAGAUCGACGCGUACCAAGCUGGGUACAAGGUCGCCACGAAUACCCGACGUCCAAGGUGUUUUCGCGCAAAAACCACUCCUCGGGCUACGGUGAAUUCCUUGUCGUUGGCAACGCCGACGUGACGAUCGACGAGUACGUCGAGCUCACGUACUGCGAGUGCGAAGAGACGUUUCGGACGCAGCAGACGCUUUUUUACGCCGAGGACCUCCUUGACGCACGCGUUCUCAACGUCACGCUCGCGCGCUGCGACGACGACCCGUUUCGACACUUUGGUGUCCGCUACAAGAAGAUGAACAUGGCGUACAACGGUGUGUUUGCGCCGCGGGAUACCACCUACGUCGAGUGCACCGGGUCAUUUGUCAACAAGAAGGGUCUCCGCGGCGUCUACUGUGUCCGCGAAUCCAUGGACUUUGACGAAAUCCCCGAGAUACCUGGCGUCGUGCGGUUCUAUAUGAAGGCGAUGUUCCUCCUCACCGAAGCCCGCGACGGCACGGUCGAGCUGCUCCAAGUCAUGACUGCCAACCCGCUCGGGAAGCUACCAGCUUGGAUGUUCAACAAGACGUCGAUGGCGUACAGCCACAUGAGCGACGACUACGCCAAGUAUUUGCAGCAAAAACGGCUACUGGCCUACGUGGCGUCGAAGCGCAAGCCGCGCCACCCGAUCAAAAAGGCCAAGACGUGUUCGUCGUGCGCAGGUGCUUUCCGCGGUCUCCGCGCCCGCCACGAGUGCUGGGGCUGUCGCGAGAGUAUGUGUGGCAAGUGCGUCGUUCCGAUCCCGCGCGUUUUGAUCGGCGUCGACGGCUCGAUGAAGGCGGUACCGGACGAAUUCUGCAAGCGCUGCUUUCUCCAAGCGCGCUCCUACCGAACAUCGAGCAGUGCCAGCUCGUUCCGGUUGCAUGCGUCAGACGACACCACGGAACACUCGCACCACUCGAACCAGACGCGGUCCAGUUCCGGCAACGAAAGCUAUGCAAAAGACUUGACGGACGAGGACGACGUUCCGUCGGCGGUCCCGCCGCAAGCCGCCCCCGCCCCCGCCUUUGAUGCGAUGGACAUGGAGUCGCAUCUGAGUCAAAUGCAGCUCGGCAUCGAGACGCAACGGUACCUUGUGGCGCAGAUGCGCUCGCGUCUCGAAGCCCAAGCCGUCUAG
This is a messenger RNA of Saprolegnia parasitica CBS 223.65, 1287 nucleotides long. RefSeq lists its product as hypothetical. Gene Ontology annotation, molecular function: metal ion binding. The transcript has 5 exons. The record is from RefSeq and is a predicted model, not a curated record. Bases 427 to 1287 code for a protein of 286 amino acids. Lineage: Eukaryota; Oomycota; Saprolegniomycetes; Saprolegniales; Saprolegniaceae.